AUGCGACACCAGCACAACCUCUCGGAUCGUCUCACGGUUGAGGUUGACUGUUCUUCCCUAGGCUCCAACGAGUGCCCGUCUAUGACCUCGAGCUUUUCGCCUCUCGAAUCGCCCACACCUACUCCGACCAGCUUAUACAGCCACGGUUCCUUGGAAUCUCCCCGUUGGCACGAAGCGGGAUCACUUCCCAGCAGCUACGAACGUCAUAACACCGGGGCUCCCCCGAUGCGGAGCGCCUUUCGCCUGGCCGGCAUGGCUUCAACGGAGAGCUUGGGAUUGCCUUAUGGCAACGUGGAAACGCAGGAGCGGAUGCCCAUGAGUGACUUCCUCUCUGGGUAUGACGAGAAUAUUGAACAAUUGUGGAUGCCGUCGGAUGCCCCGAAGUCCUAUGAGCAUGUCACUCAAGGGCUCGCGUACCCUCACAACAUGCAUCAGUACCCAACCAUGCCGCGAAACAACAGCAGCAACAACAACAGCAACAACUACCGUCAUCAGCCGGCAGCUUAUCUUCCAGAGUCCACAACAAACCCAUGCUUGUCAAGGUCAAUAUUCCAUCAACCCGAGCGUGUUCCUACCUCGAUGUCCAUGGGCAACAUGAUGCCUUGGAUGCCCAUGGCCGACUCAAUUGCGCCGCAGACCAUUGCGCCAUCACAAGUUGCCCCAGUCACUCCGCCCCCAUCGUACACAGACUUUCCGACCUCUCUUAGUGCAUUCAAACAACACAGCCCCGCCACGCCAGUCCGGUCCUGCUCCCUUGGGACAGGUUCCGGGGCAGAUACCCCAAUGAGCCGCCUGUCAGGUGGGGCCUGCGAGUACAUGGACGAAUUCCAGCCGUCUCCAGUGUACCGGGACGGGUUUCGGGGGCCCCACCGUAUGGGGUCUAGAAAGACGCUCAGACGGCAGACCUCCAAGCAGAACUUGAUGCUCGAGAACCUUCCUCCGAUCAUCAAGCAGGUCCAAUUCAAGUGCAAAGAGCCUGGCUGCAAUGGACGAUUCAAGCGUCAGGAGCACUUGAAGAGACACAUGAAGAGCCAUUCAAAGGAGAAGCCUCAUGUCUGCUGGGUCCCCGGCUGCCACCGCGCCUUCUCACGGAGCGACAACCUGAAUGCCCACUAUACCAAAACACAUAGCAAGCGGGGCGGCCGUAACCGAUACGUCGCAACAUUGGACGAAAACAGCCCUGACUAUGAUCCCGACUUCCGUGGACAGCUGACGCCAGAUGGACGUCCGGUCUACGGGUCCAAGCUCGAAGACGCCAUUCCGGGCGCUGGAGACAUGGGCCUGGACGCGUGGGACGAGUGA
Messenger RNA from Aspergillus versicolor CBS 583.65, 1302 nucleotides. It is a transcript of the gene brlA, whose product is annotated as C2H2 type transcription factor BrlA. Gene Ontology annotation, cellular component: nucleus. NCBI's taxonomy places the organism in Eukaryota, Fungi, Ascomycota, Eurotiomycetes, Eurotiales, Aspergillaceae. Bases 1 to 1302 code for a protein of 433 amino acids. Gene Ontology annotation, biological process: regulation of transcription by RNA polymerase II. Gene Ontology annotation, molecular function: DNA-binding transcription factor activity, RNA polymerase II-specific; RNA polymerase II cis-regulatory region sequence-specific DNA binding. The record is from RefSeq and is a predicted model, not a curated record. The transcript has a single exon.